This is a messenger RNA of Euleptes europaea (tarantolino), 684 nucleotides long. It is a transcript of the gene COMMD3, whose product is annotated as COMM domain containing 3. The record is from RefSeq and is a predicted model, not a curated record. The transcript has 8 exons. Gene Ontology annotation, biological process: sodium ion transport. Lineage: Eukaryota; Metazoa; Chordata; Lepidosauria; Squamata; Sphaerodactylidae. Bases 34 to 621 code for a protein of 195 amino acids.
CGGCGUGUCGAAGGUCACGGCGCGCGGCUCACAAUGGAGCUGUCGGAGGCGGCGCAGAGCGGCUUGCGGCGCCUGGCCGAGCCCGGCCGCUUCUCGCCGCCGGCCUACGCCGCCCUGCUGCAGGCCGCCUUCCGGAGCCUGCUGAGCGGCCGGGCCGAGCAGGCCGCGCUGGACCAUCCAGACUUGGAACACAUUGACCCAGCAGUGUUAAAAUAUUGCCAUGCAGCAGCGGCAACUUGUAUAGUGGAAGCUGGAAAGCACAGAGCUGAGAGAGCUACUAUAAGUACUUACCUGGAAGACUGUAAGUUUGACAGAGAAAGAAUUGAACAGUUUUGCACCGAAUAUCAGAAAAAUAAAGAUUCCUUGGAAAUCUUAUUGGGAAGUGUAGGCAGAUGUCCACUGCAUAUAACGGAUGUUUCUUGGCGUUUGGAAUAUCAAAUAAAGACUAACCAGCUUCAUAAAAAUUAUCAUCCUGCCUAUCUGAUGACCUUAAACGUAGAGAGCAGUGACUCAAGAUCUCAACCGGACCUUAAUUUUAGUUGUUCUAUGGAACAAUUACAGGAUUUAAUUGGGAAACUAAAAGAUGCAGCUAAAAGCCUAGAGAGAACAACCCAGCUGUAACUACAGUCUCCAGCAGCCUUGUGAAUACAAGAAGAAUUGCCUAUUAUCUAAUAGUUUCUUCUU